UUCGCCGCACUGGAGCGCGGUCUUUCUCGAGACGCCCCUCGCUAGGAGAGGGUCCCUGGCUCUGCGUCCCCGUCGCGGUUCUGCGGUCGGUGGUGUCCGCCUGGUGCAGAGCGAGGCCAGGCGGCCUCUGCUCGAGGCCCGCGUCGCCAUGGCCGCGGUUCCCGAGUUACUGCAGCAGCAGGAGGAGGACCGCAGCAAGCUGAGAUCUGUAUCUGUGGACCUGAAUGUUGAUCCCUCACUUCAGAUUGACAUACCUGAUGCCCUCAGUGAGAGAGAUAAGGUCAAAUUUACAGUGCACACCAAGACCACAUUGCCUACGUUUCAGAGUCCAGAGUUUUCUGUUACAAGGCAACAUGAAGACUUUGUGUGGCUACACGACACUCUUAUUGAAACAACAGACUAUGCUGGGCUUAUUAUUCCACCCGCGCCUACAAAGCCCGACUUUGAUGGCCCUCGAGAGAAGAUGCAGAAGCUGGGAGAAGGUGAAGGGUCCAUGACGAAAGAAGAAUUUGCCAAGAUGAAGCAAGAACUGGAAGCUGAGUAUCUGGCUGUCUUUAAGAAGACUGUGUCCUCCCAUGAAGUCUUUCUUCAGCGACUUUCUUCUCACCCUGUUCUCAGUAAAGAUCGCAACUUUCAUGUUUUCCUGGAAUAUGAUCAGGAUCUAAGUGUCAGGCGGAAAAAUACCAAAGAGAUGUUUGGUGGAUUUUUCAAAAGUGUGGUGAAAAGUGCUGAUGAAGUUCUUUUUUCUGGAGUUAAGGAGGUAGAUGACUUCUUUGAGCAAGAGAAGAACUUUCUUAUUAAUUAUUACAAUAGGAUCAAGGAUUCCUGUGCAAAAGCUGACAAGAUGACCAGAUCUCAUAAAAAUGUUGCUGAUGACUAUAUCCACACUGCAGCCUGCUUGCACAGCCUGGCUUUACAAGAGCCCACAGUCAUCAAAAAGUACCUAUUGAAGGUUGCUGAGCUAUUUGAAAAACUUAGGAAAGUGGAGGGUCGAGUCUCUUCAGAUGAAGAUUUAAAGCUGACAGAGCUUCUCCGAUACUACAUGCUCAACAUAGAGGCCGCUAAGGAUCUCUUGUACAGACGCACCAAGGCCCUGAUUGACUAUGAGAAUUCAAACAAAGCUCUGGAUAAGGCCCGAUUAAAAAGCAAAGAUGUCAAGUUGGCUGAGGCACACCAGCAGGAAUGCUGCCAGAAAUUUGAACAGCUUUCUGAGUCUGCAAUAGAAGAACUGAUCAAUUUUAAACGGAAGAGGGUGGCCGCAUUUAGAAAGAACCUAAUUGAAAUGUCUGAACUGGAAAUAAAGCAUGCCAGGAACAAUGUCUCCCUCUUGCAGAGCUGCAUUGACUUGUUCAAGAACAACUGAUCUGCCUUUACUCUGAAGGAAAUGAAUGUGAAAGAAAGCCAGCAUCAUUUGCACUUAAAUCAUUACUAUGGAAGAUUUAUUAGCUUUGAUUUCAGUUUAAAAUUGUGAAUAAAUAUUUGAUUUCUAAAAAUCUUAACACUUAA
This is a messenger RNA of Cynocephalus volans (Philippine flying lemur), 1506 nucleotides long. RefSeq names its product sorting nexin 5 (gene SNX5). The record is from RefSeq and is a predicted model, not a curated record. Gene Ontology annotation, molecular function: dynactin binding; phosphatidylinositol binding. Bases 149 to 1363 code for a protein of 404 amino acids. Lineage: Eukaryota; Metazoa; Chordata; Mammalia; Dermoptera; Cynocephalidae. Gene Ontology annotation, cellular component: endosome. The transcript is spliced from 14 exons. Gene Ontology annotation, biological process: retrograde transport, endosome to Golgi; pinocytosis; intracellular protein transport.